AUUCUAUCGUGUUAGGUCAAGGUUUUUUGUACGUAAAACGUCUCUAACAUUUGACUUUUUCAACAUGUCGUUCAGCUGGUUCUGUCGUCCUGGACCUUCCUGCUCUGCCUGUGAUGGAGGGAGACAAAGUGACUUUGCACUGCAGAAACAAGACAAACUCCACCAACCUACCAGCUGCUUUCUACACACCUGCUUCCUACAAACCCAGCUCAUCCGGGAAAAUGGUCAUCAAAGAUGUUUCCAAGUCUCAUGAAGGACUCUACAGCUGCAGCAUCCCUGGUGUCGGAGAGUCACCGCGAGGCUGGCUGACUGUCAGAGUUUUAGAAAAACAAAAGAAGCGUCUUGUCCACCAUCGCCCCCCUCAUGUCCUCGUCCUGCUGUGGAUCGCCGUCACAGUGUUUCUGGCGGCUGUGAUGCUGCUGCUGCUGCUGGGAUUCACUCAUAUCAAGAGACAAAGAGGUACGGAUUCUAUCAUUGUAGGUAAAUAACUUACAUUGA
Molecule: messenger RNA, 498 nt
Organism: Centropristis striata (black sea bass)
Lineage: Eukaryota; Metazoa; Chordata; Actinopteri; Perciformes; Serranidae
Product: carcinoembryonic antigen-related cell adhesion molecule 20-like
Exons: 2
Coding region: 114-488 (124 amino acids)
Source: RefSeq, a predicted model, not a curated record